This is a messenger RNA of Suricata suricatta (meerkat), 1904 nucleotides long. It is a transcript of the gene CTSE, whose product is annotated as cathepsin E. Lineage: Eukaryota; Metazoa; Chordata; Mammalia; Carnivora; Herpestidae. Gene Ontology annotation, biological process: proteolysis. The record is from RefSeq and is a predicted model, not a curated record. Gene Ontology annotation, molecular function: aspartic-type endopeptidase activity. The coding region runs from base 93 to 1283 and encodes 396 amino acids. The transcript has 9 exons. Gene Ontology annotation, cellular component: endosome.
UUCAGUCCCCACUGGCCUCUGGGACAGAAGCAAGGAGAAGGGGCCAGGAAGGCUGCCUCAGAGCAAGAAAGAAGCUGCUGGUUGGGUUCACGAUGAAAACACUCGUUCUUUUGCUGCUGGUGCUCCUGGACUUGGGACUGGCUCAAAAAACCCUCCACAGGGUGCCCCUCAGGAGGCAGCCGUCCCUCCGGAAGAAGCUGCGGGCAGGGGGCCAGCUCUCUGAGUUUUGGAAAUCCCAGAAUUUGGACAUGAUCCAGUACACCGAGGCCUGCACAGUGACCCAGGCUGCCGACGAGCCCCUCAUCAACUACAUGGAUACAGAAUACUUUGGCACCAUCUCCAUUGGCUCUCCACCACAGAACUUCACCGUCAUCUUUGACACCGGCUCCUCCAACCUCUGGGUCCCUUCCGUGUACUGCACGAGUCCCGCCUGCAAGACACACUCCAGGUUCUACCCUUCCCGGUCCAGCACAUACACCGCAGUUGGGAGUCAUUUCACCAUUCAGUACGGGACUGGGAGCUUGUCUGGAGUCAUCGGAACCGACCAAGUCUCUGUGGAAGGGCUGCUUGUGGUCGGCCAGCAAUUUGGAGAGAGCGUCACGGAGCCUGGCCAGACCUUCGUGAAUGCAGAGUUUGAUGGAAUUCUGGGCCUGGGAUACCCCUCCUUGGCUGUGGGAGGGGUGACCCCGGUGUUCGACAACAUGAUGGCCCAGAACCUGGUGGAUAUACCCAUGUUUUCUGUGUACAUGAGCAGUGACUCAGAAAGUGGUGGGGGGAGUGAGCUGAUUUUCGGAGGCUAUGACCAUUCCCAUUUCUCUGGGAAUCUGAACUGGGUCCCUGUCACCAAGCAAGGCUACUGGCAGAUCUCACUGGAUGCAAUCCAGGUGGGAGGUGCAGUGAUGUUCUGCUCUGAGGGCUGCCAGGCCAUUGUGGACACAGGGACUUCCCUCAUCACGGGCCCCUCAGCCAAGAUCAAGCAGCUGCAGAAGGCCAUUGGGGCAGAGCCCGUGGAUGGAGAAUAUGCUGUGGAGUGCGCCAACCUCAACGUCAUGCCGGAUGUCACCUUCACCAUCAACGGAGUCUCCUACACCCUCCAGCCAACUGCCUACACCCUGCUGGACUUGGUGGAUGGAAUGGAGUUUUGCAGCAGUGGCUUUCAAGGUCUUGACAUCCAGCCUCCAUCUGGGCCCCUCUGGAUUCUGGGUGAUGUCUUCAUUAGACAGUUUUAUUCAGUGUUUGAUCGUGGGAAUAACCGUGUAGGGCUGGCCCCUGCCGUCCCCUAAGCAGUCGCCUUGUCCAUGUGCCUGUCUGCCUGACGCCCCUUAGAAAGUCAGCGGUACCUGGGGGGUGCGGGCAUUCUUCACGGCGGUGAGAAAGUCAUUUUUGGUAGGAUGCAACUGUUCCAGAGCCACAACUUGAAUUAGGGCCAAAUAGAGCAUGAGAACAUACACACCCGCUCACACGCAUCAUGCAUUUCACACACUCCCACAUACCCACCUCCCCCACCACCAUCUUGAGGGAAGAAUUAAGUUAUAGGCCCAAACUUUUGAUCGCUUUUUGCUAACACUUUCUUUCGGAAAUCUCCAAACAUGUACCCAAGCAGAGAUGACAGUGAAAUAAAUUCCUGUGGGCACCAGCCACCUUGCAUAACCCACCAGCACGCGGCCAGGCCUGUUUAAUCUGAGCCUGUCUUCUUCCCUCCAGCCCACGUACCUGCAUCAUUCUGAAGCAAAUUCUUAGCAUCACAGCAUAAAUCAUCACAUCAAAGAUUUAUCCAUAAAUCCUUCUACUGUCCUUACCUAUGCAAUCAGUGUUCAAAUGUUUAUUGUCUAGGAAAUGUUGGGUCAUUUUCACAGUUGACUUGUUCUCAUCGGGAUGCAAAUAAAGUUUACAAACUGCAUUUA